Messenger RNA from Vicia villosa (hairy vetch), 1737 nucleotides. Its product is annotated as B3 domain-containing protein REM8-like. Bases 119 to 1594 code for a protein of 491 amino acids. The transcript has 5 exons. Gene Ontology annotation, molecular function: DNA binding. Lineage: Eukaryota; Viridiplantae; Streptophyta; Magnoliopsida; Fabales; Fabaceae. The record is from RefSeq and is a predicted model, not a curated record.
UUUCUAACAGUGACAACUCCUUGAUUCAAUGAUGACAUUUUUGUUGUUUCUUUCCAUGCCUUAUUAGUUCUCUAAACUCAUAAUCACAUUCUGUAAUCACUUUUUCUUGGCAAAUACAAUGCACUCUCACCUCUCAUCCUCCCGGGCCAAGGAAUCUAAACACUUCAUGAAAGCCAUACUUCUCUUACCUGUUCAUUCCAAACAAAUCAGAAUUCCAGAUGAAUUCAUAUCAAGAUUUGGCAAUGAACUCAACAAUGUUAUUACACUUACUGUCCCUGAUGGUUGUCAAUGGAAUAUACAACUCAACAAAUGCCACAACAAUGAAGUUUUCCUUACCAACAAAUGGCAAGAGUUCUCACAACACUAUUCUCUACAUUAUGGUUACUACUUAGAUUUCAACUAUCAAGGAAAUUCUAACUUCAAUGUUGUUAUAUAUGAUACAACUUCUCUUGAAAUUUCAUAUCCAAUCACUACUAGUACUACUACUACUAACACUGCUUCCAAUGAAUACAACCCAAAAAACCCUUCGUUUCGCUCUAAAUCCUUCAGCAAUCAAUAUGCGUAUAUUAGUUCUGAUUUUGCUUCAAAAUAUCUCAAGCUAAAUGUUCCUAUCAAACUCCAAAACUCUCGAGGAAAUCAGUGGCAAGUUUCUUGUAGAAAGCAUACAGUCAAUUCCUCAGCAAUGCGAAUAUCUGCUGGAUUCUGUAAAUUUGCAAAGGAAAAUAAUUUAUCAGAAGGAGUUACUUAUGUAUUUGAGCUGAUCAAGAAAGUGCCUGUUCUUGUGCUACUAGUUACACAACUUCACAAGGCUCCCCGUGGAAGGCAUGGGCGGUCGGCGAAGGAAAAGCAUUUUAAGAAGGCCAUACUUCCCUCGCCCCUUCAUGAAAAACAAAUAAGAAUUCCGAACGAAUUUGUAACAAGAUUUGGGAAAGAACUCGGAGAUGUUGCUGAAAUAUCUGUGCCAGAUGGUUCUGUUUGGGAAAUGAAACUUGAGAAACGGAACGAAAACAUUUUCUUAAGCACCAAAUGGCAAGAGUUUGCAGAAUACUAUUCGAUAGAAUAUGGUUGCUACAUGUCAUUCAAAUAUGAAGGAGAUUCAAAGUUUAGUGUUGUUAUAUUUGAUGCAACUUCUGUUGAGAUAUGCUAUCCACUCAAAACUUCAUGUACUAGUGCUAGGAAAAUGUCUGAGGUUGAAACAAGUGAGAAUCAUGGCAAACAUGUCAUAAGCAUGGCGGCUAAACAUGGAUUUGAAGGAGCUGAGAUUGCCGCCAAUGAAUUCAACCCAGAAAACCCUUUUUUUCGUACAAAAGUCUAUAGAGACAGGUAUCCGUAUGCUCCUUCUCAUUUUGCUAAAAAAUAUCUGAAGCCAGAUGUUCCUAUCAAACUCCAAAAUGCUGAUGGUAAGCAAUGGGAAGUUUGUUGUGCAUUCAAUAUUGCAAAAUUUCCGGGGGCAAUGCGAAUACUGAAGGGAUAUUUUGAAUUUCAUAGUGAUAACAAUCUGUCAGAGGGAGAUCAUUGUGUGUUUGAGCUGAUCAAGUUGAAGCCGGUUGUGCUAAAAGUCACAAUGUUUCGUGCAGUUGACUUUGCCGAGUAACACCUUCUGUAUGCUCUUUACUGUGAUGAAUGAGGCAUGAGAUGUUGCAUGCUACAUGUUGUUUUGGUAUUUAAUAGUUUACAUGGAUUGCACCAACUUGUAAUAAGCACUUAAUGUAUUAUGAGUUUGAUUUCUUUAAUGGA